This is a messenger RNA of Gossypium raimondii (Peruvian cotton), 1041 nucleotides long. RefSeq lists its product as uncharacterized. NCBI's taxonomy places the organism in Eukaryota, Viridiplantae, Streptophyta, Magnoliopsida, Malvales, Malvaceae. Gene Ontology annotation, molecular function: RNA-DNA hybrid ribonuclease activity; nucleic acid binding. The coding region runs from base 1 to 1041 and encodes 346 amino acids. The record is from RefSeq and is a predicted model, not a curated record. The transcript has 3 exons.
AUGAUUGAGUCAGCUGCUUUGAAUGGGAGAAUGGCCGAUGGCGAUUUCUUGUCUGAAUUUGAUAUUGUCUAUGUGAACCAAAAGGCUGUGAAAGGGAGUGCAAUUGCUGACUUUCUAGCUAGUAGAGCUCUGGAGGACUACGAGCCAUUGAGUUUUGAUUUCCCAAAUGAAGACCUGAUGUGUGUAGCCGCUACUGAAGAAAGACCCCAAGAAGGUCACAGUUGGAAGCUAAACUUUGAUGGAGCCUCGAACGCUGUGGGCAAUGGAAUUGGGGCAGUCCUAGUGUCCCCGAAUGCUAUAGAGCGAGGAAUCAAAGUGCUAGAGGUCUAUGGAGAUUCAGCAUUGGUGAUAUAUCAGCUCAGGGGUGAAUGGGAAACGAGAGAUCCCAAAUUAAUCAGUUAUCAAAAGUUGGUCCUCGAAUUGAUUAAGGAGUUUGAGGACAUCACCUUUUGCUAUCUCCCACGAGAUGAGAACCAGAUGGCUGAUGCACUAGCUACCUUAGCUUCCAUGAUCAAGCUGAACAGACAUGGGGAUAUGAAACCAAUCCAAAUGAGUAUCUAUGAAGACCCGGCUCAUUGUUACAAUAUUGAAGAAGAGGAAAUCGAUGAUAGUCCUUGGUAUCAAGAUAUACUACGGUAUGUAAAAAAUCGUGAGUAUCCUGGCCAGGCAACGGAGAAUGAAAAGAGAACUCUGAGAAGACUAGCCAUUGAUUACGUCUUAGAUGGGGAGUUCUUGUACAAGAGGGGAAAAGAUCAGGUACUGUUAAGAUGUGUGGACGCCGUAGAAGUAAAGAAAAUUCUGGAGGAAGUCCAUGAGGGCAUCUGCGGAACGCAUGCCAAAGCUGCUUCGUAUGCUAAUGUUACAAAGUCAUCAGUCAGUAAGUUCUUGAAGAGAGAGAUCAUAUGUCGGUAUAGAAUGCCUGAAAGGAUCAUAUCCUACAAUGUAUUGAAUUUGAAUGGUCUGCAGUCAAUUCAAGAUCAGACAUCACAAUUCGUCGCCGUAUCGCCCGAAAAUGAAUGGUGUAGUAGAAGCGGCCAAUAA